AUGCUGGUGUCACCAGGCAAACACGACCACACAGCUGGCUGUCGAGUUUGGUGUGCCAUUGCUGGAAUCCAGCGUGCAACGGGUCUGAUCGGAAAAGCCACUGGGCCAAAGCGAAACAAAGUCAGCCAGUACCGAGGCGGAUCCGCAGCACGCUUCGGAAGCUGGGAUUUCCGUGGUGGCCAAAGUACUCGUAGACUCGGCACCCGACGCACAUGUUUCCAGCGCUGCCAGCCAGUGGCGGUUGGCAGACGGCAGGUGACAGAAGGCAGCAAGUUUGCACGGGACCCUGCAGGCCAAGUACCCAAGUACCCAAGUACCCUCGGUCAGAUGGCCCAACGCCGAAGAUGA
Messenger RNA from Metarhizium robertsii ARSEF 23, 348 nucleotides. RefSeq lists its product as uncharacterized. Lineage: Eukaryota; Fungi; Ascomycota; Sordariomycetes; Hypocreales; Clavicipitaceae. The coding region runs from base 1 to 348 and encodes 115 amino acids. The record is from RefSeq and is a predicted model, not a curated record. The transcript has a single exon.